AUGUCUUCUCUAAAUUCCAGUCACAGCUCAAUUUCCGAGCAUUCAAAUGAUUUUUACAGUACUGGGAAGGAGCUUUCUCGUGAUUCAUACAAUGAAACAAUAUGUGCGUUGUGCAAAGAAGGGGAUAUUGAUAGUGCCAUGGCAUUGCUUUCACAAAUGGAGGCUCUAGGGUACCACCCAAAUUCAAUAUCUUACACUUGCUUGAUAAAAGCUCUUGGAAGUGUUGGCAGGACUUUAGAAGCGGAUGCAAUUUUCAAUGAAAUGAUACUUUCGGGUUGUAGGCCAGGAAUUAAAGUGUUUAAUGCAUUGCUCAAAAAUUGUUUGAGAAAAGGCCUCUUAGAGCUUGCGGAUAAAGUCUCGAGAGUAUUGGAUGGUUCGGGUUUGGUAAGGGAUCGCGAAACAUUUGAAAUCCUUAUUGACUAUUAUGUUCACGCGGGUAGGUUGAAGGAUACUUGGUUAGUUAUUUCUCAGAUGAAGAGGAAGGGCUACCAGCCGGAUUCUUUUGUGUACAGUAAGAUUAUUGAACUUUACAGAGACAAUGGGAUGUGGAAGAAAGCAAUUGCCAUUGUGGGGGAGAUACGGGAGAUGGGGAUAACAAUGGAUAGGAGAAUAUAUAACAGCAUCAUUGAUACAUUUGGAAAAUACGGAGAAUUAGAAGAAGCAUUGAAAUUUUUUGAGAGAAUGCAACAAGAAGGUAUUGUGCCUGAUAUCAGGACAUGGAAUUCGUUGAUUGGAUGGAAUUGCAAAUUCGGGAACUUGGCUAGUGCUCUGGAUUUGUUUAAUAGGAUGCAGGAACAAGGGAUAUACCCUGAUCCGAAGAUCUUCCUUACUAUAAUAACACGCUUAGGGGAGCAGGGGAAGUGGGAUAGCAUGAAGAAUAUUUUUGAGAAUAUGAAAGGCAGAGGACAUCGGAAGAGUGGAGCAAUUUAUUCCGUUUUGGUUGAUAUUUAUGGGCAUUAUGGGAAAUUCCAAAAUGCUGAAGAUUGCAUAAACGCAUUAAAAUUGGAAGGUCUAGAGCUUUCACCGAGCAUAUUUUGUGUUCUGGCAAAUGCUUAUGCUCAGCAGGGCUUGUGUGAACAAACUGUUAGGGUUCUGGAACUCAUGGAAGCAGAAGGAAUGGAACCAAACCUGAUAAUGCUAAAUGUGUUGAUCAAUGCUUUUGGUACUGCUGGAAGGCAUAUGGAGGCACUAUCAAUUUAUCAUCACAUAAGAGAGAGCGGCAUUAGUCCAGACGUAGUUACCUACAGUACACUUAUGAAGGCAUUUAUAAGGGCUCGGAAGUUUGAUCUGGUCCCUAAGAUAUAUAGUGAGAUGGAAUCUUUUGGAUGUUCACCAGAUAGAAAAGCCAGAGAAAUGCUGAAAUCUGCUUUGAUGACUUCCACUAGAGUCGAUAUGAAGAGCCCUACUGAUACAGAUACUCAUGGUUUGUCAGGAAUCCUGGACAAGAUUGAGGAGCUCAAAUUUGCUACUUCCCUUGUGGUGUGGCUGCUUUAG
Fraxinus pennsylvanica is the source of this 1494-nucleotide messenger RNA. The record is from the annotation of a GenBank genome assembly. NCBI's taxonomy places the organism in Eukaryota, Viridiplantae, Streptophyta, Magnoliopsida, Lamiales, Oleaceae.